Molecule: messenger RNA, 795 nt
Organism: Microcebus murinus (gray mouse lemur)
Lineage: Eukaryota; Metazoa; Chordata; Mammalia; Primates; Cheirogaleidae
Source: RefSeq, a predicted model, not a curated record
GAUGAACUGAGAUAAAUUCAAAGUCUACCACUUAUUGGAUAUUGACAAUAUACUCUCCUUAGGCAAGCAGCAUUGUUAUCAGUAGUUGUAUUAUGUGACAGGCAGAGAUUCAGACUACACCCCAGAUCUACUGAAUCAGAGCCUGCAUUUAAAAAAAAAUCUCCAGGUCUUUAUUGUACUGAUCAAAAUUAUGUGAUACUUUCUAAAUCUCUAUGUUUCCCUAUGUGAGAAAUAUGCACAAUUUACUGAUAUGAUGUAAAUAUAACACCCAUAAAUUUAUAUUACUGUACUGAGGCCUUUAAUUUUGUAUUAAAUACUUUAUCCUCUAAAGCAGAAUCAUAUGCACACAGUUUCAUACAUCUUUUCUGAUCCUCAUUCCUGUGAAUAAGAGAAUAUGUUCAAGAAUAUCAAUAUGCUCAAAAAUAUCACAUUGGAUAAUUCUAGUCACUCAUAUGUCAGAAAAAGUUCUCAUAACUUAUUUUCCUUGUAGUCAAAUGAAUAACUCUCUCUAUGGCCACUUGGGAAAUAUGUGUCUUUUUAUAGGAGAUGGUGACAUUUCUGGAUGUGGCUGUAGAAUUCUCUCCAGAAGAGUGGGCAUGCCUUGACAAUGCUCAGAGGAAUUUGUAUAGGGAUGUGAUGUUGGAGAACUAUGGAAACCUGGUCUCACUUGGUCUUGCUGUCUCAAAGCCAGAGCUGAUUGCAUGUCUGGAGCAAAGGAUAGAGCCCUGGAUUAUGAAGAAAGAGGAAACAACAGUUAAAUAUCCAGAAGGACAUCUUUUGUCCCAGACUCUUUAA